UAUGAACGUGUAGCCGUUUCUCACGGCUGUUUUCAUUUUUCUCUCUUGGCCAUUUGACCAGUUAACAAAAUCACACGUAGUUUACUCGACAUACAUGUUUUCUCAUUGUGCUUUGUGAAAAUGGCAGCGAUUGCACGACGGUUUAACAUACAAGAUAGUGGACGUAUGGAAGCAGAAGAGGAAGAUGACAAAACGUCUGGAGUAACUGAAGUCAAUGAAAUACAGGAGCAACGAGUGAUUUUCAUUAAUAAGGAUCAACCUAUCAGAUUCUGUACAAAUGAAAUCAGCACUGCUAAGUACAAUGUCGCCACAUUUCUGCCAAAGUUUCUGUUUGAGCAGUUUCGCAGAUACGCCAACAUUUUCUUCCUAUUCAUUGCACUGCUUCAGCAAAUACCAGGUGUAUCACCCACUGGUAGGUAUACAACCGCUGUGCCGCUGCUAUUCAUUCUAUCAGUGUCAGCUUUGAAGGAGAUCAUAGAAGAUUAUAAAAGACACAAGGCUGAUGAUGGAGUGAACAAACGCAGAGUUCAUGUGCUGAGACAUGGGGAUUGGAGAUUACUAAAGUGGACAGAAGUGGGCGUAGGUGACAUAGUUAAAAUCAUGAAUGGCCAGUUUUUUCCUGCAGACCUUAUCCUUCUGUCGUCUAGCGAGCCGCAGGGCAUGUGCUACAUCGAAACUUCCAACUUGGACGGAGAGACGAACCUGAAGAUCAGACAGGGUCUGUCGCAGACCGCCAGCCUGCUGACUCACCAGGAGCUGCUACAGCUGUCCGGGAGCAUAGAGUGCGAGGCACCCAACAGACAUGUGUACGACUUUGUCGGCAACAUUCGUCCGUCUGGAAGAACAGCCAUCCCAUUGGGUUCAGAUCAAAUUCUUCUUAGAGGUGCACAGCUGAGAAACACCAAGUGGCUGUUUGGCAUUGUCGCCUACACUGGACAUGAAACUAAGCUGAUGAUGAAUGCGACGAGCGUGCCGCUGAAGCGUUCCACGGUCGACCGCAUCACAAACACGCAGAUCAUGAUGAUGUUUCUUGUGCUCAUCGUCCUCUGUCUGGUCAGCGCCGUGGCCAGCGAGGUAUGGACGCACUGGCACCUGCACCGCGACUGGUACCUGGGAUUCGACGAAUUGUCCAGUAGCAAUUUCGGCUACAACUUUCUGACAUACAUCAUAGUCUACAACAAUCUGAUUCCCAUCAGCUUGCAAGUGACGUUGGAAGUGGUUCGUUUCAUCCAGGCUUUGUUCAUCAAUAUGGAUCAGGACAUGUAUGAUGAAGAUUCUGAUACUCCAGCUAUGGCAAGAACUUCUAACUUGAAUGAGGAACUAGGGCAGAUAGGCUAUAUUUUCACCGAUAAAACAGGCACUCUUACCAGAAACGUGAUGGUCUACAAGAAAUGCAGUGUGGCUGGAAUAGUGUAUGGGAAUCACGAGCUGCAGGGACCGGACGAUCCGUUCUGCGAUCCCACGUUGCUGGAGAACUUGAACACGGGCCACGCGACAGCGCCUAUCAUCCGCGAAUUUCUCAUCCUCAUGGCCAUUUGCAACACUGUUGUACCGGACACAAACGGCUCCACCAUCAACUACCAAGCAUCAUCCCCAGAUGAAGCUGCACUGGUAAAGGGAGCAAAGAGGUUAGGCUUCGUGUUCAAGGUCAGAACACCCCAGGCUGUUUUCAUCGAAGUGUUUGGCAGGGAAGAAAAAUAUGAAGUGCUAAAUAUACUAGAGUUUACAAGCAACCGAAAAAGAAUGUCAGUUAUAGUUAGAACACCAUCCGGGAAGAUUAAGCUGUACUGCAAAGGAGCUGACACUGUAAUCUAUGAUAGACUGGGGGACAAUCAGACCUACAGAGAUAUCACCUUGGGGCACCUGGAGUCGUUUGCCACAUCAGGUCUCAGAACUCUGUGCUGUGCAGUUAGUGAUAUAUCGAGUGAGUUGUACGAUCAGUGGAAGGAUAUGUACCACAAGGCUAGCACUUCCAUUCAGUACAGGGAGAAAAAUUUAGAAGAGGCAGCAGAGGUCAUUGAAAGGAAUCUCAUGUUGCUAGGAGCGACAGCUAUUGAGGACAAGUUACAGCAGGGGGUGCCCGAGACUAUAGCCGCUCUACUGAAGACUGACAUCAAAGUGUGGAUGCUAACUGGUGACAAGCAAGAAACUGCUGUGAAUAUAGGGUAUGCCUGCAAAUUACUGACUCAUGGAAUGCCAGUUCUCAUGGUCAAUGAGGAGACAUUAGAUGCAACGAGGGAGACAGUACGCAGACACAUGCACGACUUUGGUGAACAUCUUAAAAAGUCUAAUGAAGUGGGGCUAGUCAUUGACGGCCAGACGCUGAAGUACGCGUUGUCAUGUGACGUGAGACAGGACUUCCUCGACGUAGCAUUGUCUUGCAAGGCGAUCAUCUGUUGUAGGGUUUCACCGAUGCAAAAAGCAGAGAUUGUACAGAUGGUGAAGAUUUCGUAUCAGGCUAUCACGCUAGCCAUUGGCGACGGUGCCAACGACGUGGCAAUGAUUCAGCAAGCACAUGUUGGUGUAGGCAUCAGCGGCAUGGAAGGCCUACAGGCUGCAUGUGCAUCCGAUUAUUCUAUCGCACAGUUCCGAUUUCUGGCGAAGCUGUUGUUUGUACAUGGAGCGUGGAGCUACAGCCGCUUGACAAAACUCAUUCUCUACUCCUUCCACAAAAACGUCUGCCUUUACGUUAUUGAGCUUUGGUUUGCAAUGCUGUGUGGAUUCUCUGGUGAGACCCUGUUUGAACGCUGGACGAUUGGCUUGUACAAUGUUAUUUUCACCGCCUUCCCACCUCUCGUUAUCGGCUUGUUCGAUCGCACCUGCAGUGCUGAGAAUCUGCAGCGAUUCCCAGCUCUAUACAAACCAUCGCAGAAUGGCCAGCUAUUCAACGUAAAGGUAUUCUGGCAAUGGAUUAUCAGUGCUGCCAUUCAUUCUGUACUCGUGUUUUGGCUGACUGCAGGCAUAAUACAACAUGAUGUCGUGUGGGGCACAGGAAGAACUGCAGAUAAUUACUUCUUUGGCAACAUGGUUUACUCAUAUGUCGUGGUAAUAGUCUGCUUGAAAGCCGGACUUGAGAUUGAUGCGUGGACGUCGAUCACUCACCUCGCGAUCUGGGGAAGCAUUCUCAGCUGGUUCAUCUUCCUUGGCAUCUACUGUAACUUCUGGCCAACUAUACCCAUAGCAUCGGAAAUGCUCGGGGAGGACAAGAUACUACUGAGCUCCGGUGUAUUCUGGAUGGGACUCAUAACAAUUCCGAUUAUCGCUUUAUUGGGCGAUCUCACAUACAAAAUAAUCAACAGGUCGAUGUUUAAGACGCUCGCGGAGGAGGUGCGAGCGAAGGAGCUAGCCAACGAGGACCCGGCGACGGUCGUGUACCGCGCGAGCAAGCACACACUCACCGAGACCGCGCGCUUGCUGAAGAACGUCUUCCGCAAGCCGCCGCGCAUCCCCGCGCAGCAGCAGGAGUCGCAGCGUGCCGAGCUCAGUGGCAUUGCUAUGCAUGACAGUCCUUCGCCAUCGGUAUCUCAUGGCUACGCCUUCUCUCAGGAGGAGCAUGGAGCGGUUCCUCACUCCGAGCUUGUCCGCCUCUACGACACGACAAAAACCAAGCCGGAGGGACUGUGAUGCUGGCGCCACCUACAGGUAUUGCUCUCGCCAUUCGGGCAGCGAUCGUGCGACCGAUCGUCCAACUGCUGCAAGUGGGUUUUCAUACUGGAUUCAGAUUUAUUAUCGUUUUCGGGUCUAUCAGUCUCAUCGUGAUCACGCGAUCCCUGAUCUACACAAACCAAUGCAGACGUUCUACAAAUGGCUAGCUGACAGUUGUCACCAUCACGUGACAGCUCGAAAGUAGCAGCAAUUUCUACUUAGCCUAUUUCGUGUGCUGCCAUGUUGGAUCCGCUUGAAUCCAGUUGAUCUGUCGUCUGCAGGAUCAUGAAUUCAUGUCAGUGAUGCACCCAAACAAAUGUAUAGGGUUAUUGGAUUUGUGCAAUCUGGACCAAUAAUCCAUCCAAAUCAACAUGUCCUACUUUACCCGACUACUUCAGGCGUCCGAAAGCCUUUGCUUGCCGCAAUGGGCUUUGCAAAUCAAAGCAUUGUGAAUCGCUGAUAAGUGUUGUAACUGGUUUGCCCCCUUAGUUCUCAGGUGCAUCCUGUUCUGUCUAUGGCCACAAUAGUUCAGGUUAACACAUAUGCUAAGUGUGCCUGUGUGCGUGAGUGUGGGUAUCCUGCUAUAUCUGUACACAUCGCAUCAAACGCUCCUAAACUGUGUAAUCAGAAGUCGGAUAAUAAGUUAUUAUUAAGGGGUAUUAAGGAGAAUCGCUUGGUAAUUUACUUAUGAGGUCAUGGCUAUAGUUUGAGGACUCUUUGUAGUAUGUAUGUAUAUUCAGCCGGUCCUAUAUAAUACAGCAUGGGGACAACUGUAAGAAUGUGCUGUAUCAUAUAUGUGAAGGAUUUCAUUGAUUCCUUUACAGUUAUUUUUGCUCCACCCAUGUCUUUGAUUUCAAUCGAUUUUCUUCCGGCUGAAUUCUGUGUCGUACUAGUGUUUCUGUGAUAUGUGUGUGAUGCGUGUGUGAACUGUGGCUAGAUAGGUGGUGCAUAAUGCUUUACUUAGUCUGCAAUUGGGAUUUGCAAAUUGCACUAGCAAUUGUUUUAGGUAAAAAAGGAUAUAUCCGUGUUGUAUCUAUGAAUAACGACAAUCAUACAGUAGAAUGUUUUAAGCGAUUAAAUGGCCUCCACUCUUAUAACUAUGUGUAUUAUAUGCGUUGAUUUGAUGCUUGUUGCUCUGGCCAUAGACUAACCACAUUCUUAGCCUAUGAUGUGACCCACCUCAGCCACGAACGUUGUGUGUAUAUGUGCGUAGCUAGUAUAUGAGCACGUGUGGAAAUCAUAUCUGUGCUGUCUGCAUUCCAUGUUGAUAUAUUUUGGUUGUUUACAGGCAAUCUGUUCUCUAAGGCAAGCAGAUGUUUUGUCAAUGUAUUGACAACAUGCCGUUUUUUGUCAUUACCAUCCUAUAAUAUGGUUGAGAAACAACUGAAAGAGUGAGUUAAAACUUAACGCAUGGCUAUACUACAUGAGUGUAGAUAUUUAUACGAAGGCAUGCGCAUGACAUAGACAGAACAUCUUACUUAUUCUAAUAAAGUGACAGAUUUCCGUAAAUACCACUGUAAGGUGCAUGGUUAGAAAUUAACUUUUGAACAGUCCUUUUUUCAAAAAGAGGGAGUCCGUAGCAAAAUAAGAUUUGAAGA
This is a messenger RNA of Priapulus caudatus, 5243 nucleotides long. RefSeq names its product probable phospholipid-transporting ATPase IA. The record is from RefSeq and is a predicted model, not a curated record. The transcript has 35 exons. Gene Ontology annotation, cellular component: plasma membrane. Lineage: Eukaryota; Metazoa; Priapulida; Priapulimorpha; Priapulimorphida; Priapulidae. The coding region runs from base 121 to 3624 and encodes 1167 amino acids. Gene Ontology annotation, biological process: phospholipid translocation. Gene Ontology annotation, molecular function: ATP binding; magnesium ion binding; ATPase-coupled intramembrane lipid carrier activity.